This is a messenger RNA of Pisolithus orientalis, 1899 nucleotides long. RefSeq lists its product as uncharacterized. NCBI's taxonomy places the organism in Eukaryota, Fungi, Basidiomycota, Agaricomycetes, Boletales, Pisolithaceae. The coding region runs from base 1 to 1899 and encodes 632 amino acids. The record is from RefSeq and is a predicted model, not a curated record. The transcript is spliced from 8 exons.
AUGACGGCAGAGCGCAGCGUAGGACGGCCGUGGACCACGCAUGAAGACGAGCUGUUGGCUCGAGCAGUCGCGGAGCACGGAGAAAAUGAUAACUGGAAGCGGGUCGCGGAGUGCGUCCCUGGACGGACGAACAAAGCCUGCAGGAAGCGUUGGCUGCACUCUUUGUCGCCGGACGUGAAGAAGACAGCCUGGACCGCAGAGGAGGAUCGGACGUUGCUUGAAUUGUACGAUAUCCAUGCCGGUAAAUGGGCGGCGAUUGCAAAACACAUCCCUGGACGAACGGACGACGCGUGUUCGAAGCGUUAUCGAGAAGCGCUCGAUCCGAUGUUAAAGAAAGGAGAGUGGACACCGCAGGAAGACUUGCAAUUAAUGGAGGCGUACAAGGAACUCGGUGGACGAUGGGGACAAGUCGGGCAACGUCUGCAACGCAGUGGGCUUGGCUGCCGUAACAGAUGGCGUCUAUUGGAACGAAAAAGAUCGACAACCGCCAAUAGACAAGACUUGCCGACGACCGACUUGAACAUGUCACAGCAGCAGCAGCAGCCAAUCCACCUCAAUCCCUACCACACUUGGGAUGAUAUGCAGGCCGCAGCUGCUUCGUUCCAAUACGGUUCCUCGUCACUCAGCUCCGCCCUUGUCGCAUUGCCACCCACAACACCGGAGCCUUCUCUCGCUCACUACGAGUAUUCCUCCACGUCCACCUUCGCUGGCCUGCCUAGCACCUCCACCUCCCCGGCGACCCAUUCAAUCGAGUUCGCCAUGACCAACGCCGCGCCAACUUCUGUGUACGAGGACGAUGCAAGGCAAUAUGAUCAGCUCCACCGACGAACACCGCCCCACGAUUACUACAUCACACCUGCAACACACGAGGAUCGGCGCAUGUCACAUUGUCAACCUUCUUAUCCCCAUCAGCACCCUGAACGCGACCCGCAUCCCGAUCAGGACAGCUAUCCCUCACCAGCACGCCCGCCGACACAACAUGACGUUCAUUAUGCCCAACAACAACAACAACAACAACAACAUGAGAACCUUGUCAACCACUCUCCACGCCCUUCGUCCCAGCCGGAUCCUGGGUCGUCCGCUGAUCAAAGCUAUCCGCCUCCGUCUCAAGCACACCCAUCGCUUGUACACCGCUCCACACCCACGCUUUCGAUGGCUUCAACCACGUCUCCAUAUCCAAAACCGUCCACCUUGUUGGAUGCUUCACAAGUUAACCAAGAGGAUCCUAGUACUUCUAGCCUACGUCCGAAACAACGUACUCGGACACCUGCAACGCGAAAACGUCCGGAUAGUCAGGCACCGUUGCGCUUAUCAUCCGAUCUUCCCGCUACGUCCGACCCAUCGAUCAAGCCAUACGCUUGUGGUCACGAGAGCUGCUGGCCAGCUAACGCACUGACGAGUCGUGCAUGUUACUCCACGUCGCGCAGCCUUUCUGAUCAUAACAAGGCCGCCCAUCCUGAUGACGUAGGUAGCGAUAGACCUUAUCGAUGUGGACUUGAGGGGUGCGGCAAAUCUUGGAAGAGCAUCAACGGAUUGCAGUACCAUUUACAAAUUUCAAAAGCUCACUUCCAACAUGCCAUCACAUCCACCUAUUUAACCCCCUAUAUGGAAGGUUUAUCUGUCCCUGCAUCAGUGGAAGCAUCAACGUCCGGUCAGACGGAAACGAAAAAGAAGCAGUAUGCAUGCCCACAUGAAAACUGCCCUAAUCGGUACAAGCAACUCAGUGGGCUGCGAUACCAUUUGGCACACGGCCAUCCUGCCGACCUCCCUGCGCAACUCGAUCUCGUACCACCUGCGUUGAGCCGAAAACUAGAAGAGAAGAUGCGGAUGCAGGGCCAAGCCCAGGGCUCUGAUCUUUCUGCCGGUCCCUCUGCGUCGGCGCAUCAGCAACGACCUUAG